CUCCAGCUCGCUUUCCAUGUCUGUCCUUUUUAAUUAUCCCUAUAAGACAGAGAAAGAGAGAGACAGAGGAGCGAACGGCCAUUAGCUACCGACGUUAACCUCGGGCGACUGGGCCGGUUCCUCUUGAACUCCCAAAGUCCCAAUCUCCCACUCAAUAUAUACCCAACCCAGCCCAACCCACCCUCAAAAUUCUCACCUUCCCCUCUUUGGGGUUUCUUAGUUUAUCUCAAGAGGGAGAAAGGAUUUGGGAGGGGGGAGUGGUGCUCAUCUCAACAAUAACCUAGGUUCUUCUCCUUCACACCCUCCGAUCAUACUACUCCUCUUGUUCUUUUAAUGGCUCCAGCUUCUAUCUCUGUUUCCCUACUUUGGGUUCUUAUCCUUUUGUUCACUUCAGGGGUGUUUUCGGCUACAUUCACAAUAACCAACAACUGCGGCUACACAGUAUGGCCGGGAGUGCUAUCAGGCGCCGGAACAGCACAGCUAUCGACGACUGGUUUCGUUCUGCAGAAGGGUGAGUCUAAGACAAUCUCCCUUCCGGCCUCUUGGUCAGGUCGGCUCUGGGGUCGCAGCCUUUGUAAGGAAGAUUCUAGUGGGAAGUUCUCUUGCGUAACGGGCGAUUGUGGCUCCGGGAAGGUAGAAUGCGUCGGGGGCGGGGCUGCACCUCCUGCAACUCUGGCCGAGUUCACAUUAAACGGCGCUGGCGGCCUAGAUUUCUACGAUGUGAGCUUGGUGGAUGGAUAUAACCUUCCGAUGCUGAUAGUACCGCAGGGGGGUUCGGCAGGGAACUGCAGCUCCACUGGGUGUUUGGCGGACGUGAACGCAGCGUGCCCGUCGGAGCUGAAGGUGGUAUCAUCGAGCGUGGAGAGGAGCGAGAGCGUGGCGUGUAAGAGCGCAUGUGAGGCCUUUGGACAGCCUCAGUACUGCUGCAGUGGUGCGUACGGGAAUCCCAAUACGUGCAAGCCAACUUCUUACUCUCAGCUCUUCAAACGAGCGUGCCCUCGUGCCUAUAGCUACGCCUACGAUGAUGGGACUAGCACCUUCACUUGUGCUUCCGCGAAUUACGUUAUCACUUUCUGCCCUUCUCUAUCAACCAGCCAGAAAUCGGCGGAAGGAACACAUCCAGAGGCAGCUGACGCACCUCCGCUGAAGGGGUCGAUGGUGUUCUUGGGCGCAGGGGAGUACGUGAGCGGGGCAUCACCCAAAACCAACAUGAGGAUGCAGCGAGAGCAGGUGUUGUUGGCUGUGUUGAUGGUAUCUUAUUGGAGUUGGAGGUUGCUGCUGGGACAACUGUUCUGACUUUUUAUAUGCAGAGCAGAGGUUAAAGCAAACACCAGACCCAAGGGAAAUGGGAGGAGAAGAGAAUGGCUUGUUAUCUCACACUUUACAUCACAUUUCUCUCUUUCAACGGUCUGACUCGAGCCAAACCCUCUUCUCACACUCAAUUCAACUCCACACAAUUUUUAGCUUAGCUAGCCGACCAUCUUCACAAAAUACAACAGGAGGUUCAGAAUUACACUUCACAUUUACAUUUUUAAUUUGUUUAUUUUUAUUUUUAUUUUUAUUUUUGUAAUGUAUUGUCGUAUAUAUAUAUAUAUAUUUUUUUUUUGCUUCAGGUAAUGCAUUAUUGUAUUAAUUGGGGGACAAGUGAAACAGAAAAAAAUAGGUGUAUCAUCUGUCAGAUUGGCUCCAUUAACAGGGAGGGGGAUGGUGAGAAGAGUAAAAUCAUUAAUUGAAAAACAAUUUAGAAGAAUAAGGGAUGUGAUUGUGAAACGAGA
Molecule: messenger RNA, 1775 nt
Organism: Nelumbo nucifera (sacred lotus)
Lineage: Eukaryota; Viridiplantae; Streptophyta; Magnoliopsida; Proteales; Nelumbonaceae
Product: thaumatin-like protein 1
Source: RefSeq, a predicted model, not a curated record